GUCCAACCGGACCGCUGGAGCGAGCGGGAAGCACAGCGGGCGUGCAUCCUCUUCCGCCCCGGCCCGGAAGGGUGAUGUGGCUGGACCAGCACCGGCCUCACUAUGUCUGCCAUUUUCAAUUUUCAGAGUCUAUUGACUGUAAUCUUGCUGCUUAUAUGUACAUGUGCUUAUAUCCGAUCCCUGGCACCCAGCAUCCUGGACAGAAAUAAAACUGGACUAUUGGGAAUAUUUUGGAAGUGUGCCCGAAUUGGGGAACGCAAGAGUCCUUAUGUNGCCAUAUGCUGUAUAGUGAUGGCCUUCAGCAUCCUCUUCAUACAGUAGCUUUGGAAACUACCAGCAUGUGUUUACCAUCAGACUGUAAACAAGGACUUGCCUUCAGAAAAUAAUGGGAAGAAUGGUUAAGCCAUUUGUCUCUGAACAUGGAAUGAGAUAAACUUCAA
Messenger RNA from Mus caroli (Ryukyu mouse), 440 nucleotides. It is a transcript of the gene Tmem167a, whose product is annotated as transmembrane protein 167A. Lineage: Eukaryota; Metazoa; Chordata; Mammalia; Rodentia; Muridae. The record is from RefSeq and is a predicted model, not a curated record.